GGAGAUGAAAAUCAAACACACCGUGGUCGGGACAACACGUCACUAAACGGAGACCUGCCACAUACCAUAACCGCUAAACAUUAGCCAGCGGUUAGCAUCUGGCACCGUACAAAUGGCUUUAACUUCAGAAAAGAGGAGGUUUUCGCUGAUGUGUUAGUCACAAUGACUAGCACAAGAAACAGAAUGGAACCCCUGAACGAACGAAACUUUCCUCCCUCGGCCGACUGAGUCUAAGAAGUAGCCCAACAAGUUGAAGACAAUCUCCAUCAUGGGAAGGAUCAGCUUUUCGUGCCUUUUUCCAGCCUCGUGGCAUUUCAGCCUGCCAUCCCAGGUCCUUCCUCGGCUCCUCAUCCCCUCCCUCAGACAGCUGCUCUUCAUCGGUCUGGUGCUCUGUCUCAUAGGACUGCUCUAUCUGCUGCUUGUCACUGGAAAGGGGGCCACCAGCUGGACCAGACAGGAAAACCACUUCCACAGGCACUUGGCAAGGGUGACUGAUGUGGAUGCGACAGAUACAAGCAACCCCAACCUAAACUACGGCCUGGUGGUGGACUGUGGCAGCAGUGGCUCAAGGGUGUUUGUGUACUGCUGGCCCCGGCACAAUGGUAAUCCCCAUGAAUUGCUGGAUAUCCAGCAAAUGAGAGAUCAGCAUCGCAAGCCCGUGGUCAUGAAGAUUAAACCAGGUAUCUCCGAAUUGGCUAAAACACCGGAGAAAGCCAGUGAUUAUAUUUACCCUCUGCUGAGUUUUGCAGCCCAACACAUCCCCAAAAAUAAGCACCAAGAAACGCCCUUGUACAUCCUGUGCACAGCUGGAAUGAGAAUCCUUCCUGAAAGUCAACAAGAAGCACUUCUUGAAGAUCUGCGAACAGAUAUCCCAGUCCACUUUAACUUCCUCUUCUCUGAUUCCCAUGUGGAAGUAAUUUCUGGUAAACAGGAAGGUGUCUAUGCCUGGAUAGGAAUAAACUUUGUCCUUGGGAGGUUUGACCAUGUGCACAGCGAUGGGGAAGCAGUAGUGGAGGUUCAUGUCCCAGGCAAUGAUCAGCAGGAGGCGCUGGUGAGGAAAAGAACUGCUGGCGUCCUGGACAUGGGCGGGGUCUCCACACAGAUCGCAUACGAAGUGCCCAAAACUGUAAGCUUUGCUUCUCCACAGCAGGAGGAAGUUGCGAAGAAUUUACUGGCUGAGUUUAACCUUGGGUGUGACGCACAUCGAACAGAGCAUGUUUACCGUGUUUAUGUGUCGACCUUCCUGGGUUUUGGAGGAAAUGCAGCACGCCAAAGAUACGAGGAGAGCCUCAUCAAAAACACUGCCACCAGAAACAAGCUAUUAGAUCAGCACAUAGGUGAGACUGCAGAGUCUCCCCUCUUGGACCCCUGUCUACCCACAGACCUGCAGGAUGAGAUCGGUCCAUCUAGCCAGAAGCUCUACCUGCGAGGCACAGGCGACUUCGACCUGUGUCGACAGAUUCUGCAGCCGUUCCUAAACCGCACCAAUGAGACACUUACCUCCCUCAGUGGGAUCUACCAGCCAGCCAUCGACUACAACAACAGUCAGUUCUACGGCUUCUCUGAGUUCUACUACUGCACGGAGGACGUGCUGCGCAUGGGUGGAGAUUAUAAUGCUUCCAAAUACGCUCGGGCCGCCAAGAGUUACUGUGCCACCCAGUGGAAGACUCUGAGGGAACGCUUUGACUCUGGCCUGUACGCCUCACAUGCUGAUCUUCACAGACUGAAGUACCAGUGCUUUAAAUCGGCCUGGAUGUAUGAAGUUUUGCACUCAGGCUUUUCUUUCCCUGCAAAUUAUAAAAACCUGAAGACUGCCCUUUUGGUCUAUGACAAAGAGGUCCAGUGGACUCUGGGUGCCAUUCUUUACCGAACACGGUUUCUCCCUUUAAGGGACAUCCAGCAGGAGAGUCUAAAAGGAUUGCACUCCCACUGGCGACACAGCUUCUCCUUUGUCAACAACCACUACUUGUUCCUGGCUUGUUUCUUCAUCGUCUUGUUGUCUAUCAUGCUGUACCUACUGCGACUCCGCCGCAUACACCGGCGUACAGCCCAGCGCUGCAGCCCGUCAGCUGUGACGUGGUUGGAAGAGGGCAUUGGCUCUCCCACACUCCCCAUCAACCUCUAGAGAUUAUAGAUAAUGUCUGGACAGCAUGUCAGACUUUACAGAACCAGUCGUCUCUCCUUUUUCUCUCUUGAUUGUUCAGUGAAAUUUUGAAGUCAUCUUCCCUGAAAUCAAUUCCCUCCACUACGAAAUGAGGCAUCAGACUGACAAAUGGACAGCCAAGAAAGAUUUUUAUGAGUCAUCAGGCCUACCUGAGCCAUGAAUAUAUUUGUGUUUAAGUUAUUCUGUUUUAAUAUAUUAAUGUCUUCUAGAAAUCAUGUUCUUGCUUGCCACAUACUCAAAUCAAACAUCAGCAGCCUCCAGGUGUUUUGUGAUUCAUUUCUCAAACAGACACACACAACGGUACAUUACCUACCAGCUUAAAUUCGAUUGUGGAUAGAUGUGUAGUCUGUACAGAGUACAGAGGGGGUAUGUGGCAUUUGCCUUUUAUUUAUGCCUUUUGUAAGUCGUAUGAUCACAUCUUUUCUUAGUUGUUUUUAUAGUUGUCAAAUGGUACAAGCACUUGCUAUUUUGGCAGAAAGCUAAAUACAAAGUGAUUAAUAGUAAGUAGAGGGAGCACUUUUAAAAAUGCAGUUAGGAUGCCUUCCGCAGUCUGAAUGGACUUUCUUUUCAUGUGUGUGUGUCUUACCUAAGUUGUUUUGCCUCAACAAGACAAGUAGCCGUUAAUGGCUUUACCAGUGCAAUACAGGUCUUGUCACUGUCAGGAAAUGCUCCAAAAAACACAUCUGCUCUUUUGUUGGGAGUAUCAGUUGCUCUUAAAGCCCUGCUGAAAUUCUUUUGUCGGGUCGCCCGACUUUGAAGUUGGAUACUGUUGCAUUUAUUUAUGUUGAGCUUCAUUUUCAGAAGCUGUCAUAUCACUGCUGUGAGGGGAAUCAAAACAUGCCCCGUUAUUUAUAUGAAAAUGGUCUACUAGUGAAAUGUUUGCACAGAUGAAUGAUAGAUAAAUGUUGUCACAUGGAACUUCAGUAAUAAAGGUUUUAUGGUA
Cheilinus undulatus (humphead wrasse) is the source of this 3107-nucleotide messenger RNA. RefSeq names its product ectonucleoside triphosphate diphosphohydrolase 4 (gene entpd4). Lineage: Eukaryota; Metazoa; Chordata; Actinopteri; Labriformes; Labridae. Bases 269 to 2125 code for a protein of 618 amino acids. The record is from RefSeq and is a predicted model, not a curated record. Gene Ontology annotation, molecular function: nucleoside diphosphate phosphatase activity. Gene Ontology annotation, cellular component: membrane. Gene Ontology annotation, biological process: nucleoside diphosphate catabolic process. The transcript is spliced from 13 exons.